Protopolystoma xenopodis is the source of this 1764-nucleotide messenger RNA. NCBI's taxonomy places the organism in Eukaryota, Metazoa, Platyhelminthes, Monogenea, Polystomatidea, Polystomatidae. The record is from the annotation of a GenBank genome assembly.
AUGUGUUCGGCCAAUUCGAACAUGAAUCUUUCUUAUCUCGUUUUUGGGUUUACUGGUCAAUGGCCAGUGCCCAAAAGAUUCGUGCUCACGGCCAGCGGAAAUGUUUUACCGAUGCCCGUUGGUCAGACUCUUCCUUCCGGACACCAGGGCCUAACUGGCCUCAGCAUGAGCCAGAGCGCCACCAUUUCUGGCCUCCAUCAUAGUCACCAGCACAUUCAAAGUUCGACUCAUCACACACAGCAUCAAACUAUGACUCACAUUCAGCCUGGUGGGUCUGGAACUCAUGGAUCCUCUGACAAUUUGAUGCUUAUGGCUAGAGCCUGUAUUGAGAAGUUUGGUUCUGGCCGUGGUAGCCAGUUAGGUGAAACACAUUCAACGAAUGCAUAUGCUUCGGCAGUGGCUUCACUGGCUGCGCAGCAGCAACAAGGCCUCUAUCGUCAUUCGCAUAUAUAUACAUCUCAAUCCAACAUCCUCUCAUCCUUUCCUGGUUCGGUUGUCGAUCUCUCUAGCGACUCAGAGCAUGGCGUCCCUCUCAACUUGCUUAAGCAACAGCAACAACAUUCAAGCUUGUCUUCCGCACAACAGCAGCAGCCAGCAGCUGUUUGGAGUCCUGCCCGUAUGCGUUAUCACGCAACACCUGGCUCUUGUAGCCUCGGGGGUGGUCCUCUACCUGACAAAGCCAACAAUUCUACUGAGCCUAAUCCCUCCGGCUCUACUGUAAUUGAUUUGUCAGCCAAUUCUCCUACUAAUGAGUCGUCUAUAUCUGCCAACUUCUUUAGUCCGGCUCAGCUUGAAGGGACAUCUGCUACCGCAGUUAAGGCUGCAGCUUCUACCGUGAGCUCUUGCGGACAGAGUAGUCCACUUCAUCUGACCUCUUCCAGUCGCUCAAGCUCAACACCGAAUAACUUAUCGAGGCAGUCUGCAGCUCUUGGGUUCACCACAGUAAGUAAUCCAACUCCCUCCAACAUUUCUCUCGGAAGUAGACAUGAAUCUACCUUAGCAUCUGCUGGCCUUGGGCGGUCUAUUUCAUCUGGAUCUGCUGAAUACACCAGUUUGGCCAAUGAGCGGAUUCAAACCACGACCCCAUUGAAUUCGACAGCUGAAAUAGCCACUCCGUCGCCUCUUCCUAAUACAACAUCUAGUUCUGGCCGUGGUCGCAAGCGGAAAAUGGACCGGCCAAUGCCAGUCUACUCUGGAGGAAGUAUCAAUAACAGCUUGUUGUAUAGAAUGGCAAAACUCACUGGUGAUGCUGACUACGAUGCCGGCGAAACGUUUGAGAAUGUGCCGAGUCCACUGUCUGAUGCUGGGAAUCAUGGCAACUACUAUGGCAGACGACUUCGGACUAGUUGCGUUCUACUAAGUUUCCCCGAUAACAAGAUCAAUGAAUCGACUUGCAUCGAAUCUGAUGCUGCAUCCGUUUCUAUUGCCACCUCUUCGGCCGGCAGUACCACCAGCUCCAGAGAAAGCAAAUCUGACUCCAUACAUGAAGGUGUUGCCGGGCCUCCAGAAAAACGAACACGAUCUGCUGAUUCCUUGACCUCAAAUGCCAACACUGGAAAAAAUAACAAUGCCCUCUGCUCUAGCUCUGUCUCUAGCAUUGGGAGUGGAUCUGGAGAUGAUGCAGUCUGGGAAGUGCGUGUUCCUGUGAUCAGCCUGUUGGAUGGUUCUCUUAUUCAUGGUGAUAAAGCACCUCGUAGACGCAUUCUUGAGGCUUGGUUACAGGCACAUCCAGAGUACAUGCCAUAUUCGGUAGAGCCGAGAUAA